This is a messenger RNA of Xenopus laevis (African clawed frog), 2291 nucleotides long. RefSeq names its product retinaldehyde binding protein 1 S homeolog (gene rlbp1.S). Gene Ontology annotation, cellular component: membrane. Gene Ontology annotation, molecular function: phosphatidylinositol bisphosphate binding. The coding region runs from base 290 to 1243 and encodes 317 amino acids. NCBI's taxonomy places the organism in Eukaryota, Metazoa, Chordata, Amphibia, Anura, Pipidae. The record is from RefSeq and is a predicted model, not a curated record. The transcript is spliced from 8 exons.
UCUACCGACCAGUAACUUUUCUCCUCCUUUCUUGUGGCACUUAAUGGCAUGGAGUGUUUUGUGCUGAUUUAAUUAAUAAGCCUGACUGAGUAUUGCCUUGUGACGGAUAAUCCUAACCCGAUGACUAUAGAAAGCUUUCGCUGCUUUUUCUCUCAACAGCACAGAUCUUGGUUACAGCCUGUCCAUCCGUCCUGCUUUAUUAACACCUUGACUUGCUUUUCGUAGCUGAAGACAAACCAGCACUUGUACCACUAUUCAGCGCUCCUUGCGUGAAGACAGAAGAAGUCAAAUGUCAGAGAUAACUGGAACCUAUCGCAUUGUCUCUGAGGAGGAACAGUCUCUCAGGGCCAAGCUUGAACGGCUCACUACUAAAGACCAUGGCUCAGUCUUUGGUAAAUGCGGGAAGUUGCCAGAGUACACCGUGCAGAAGGCCAAAGAUGAAUUAAACGAGACAGAAGAGAAGAGAGAAUCAGCUUUGAAAGACCUCCGGGCGCUGGUUCAGGAGAAGGCCAACGCAGGGGGGGAGCUUUGCAAAGCAGUGGCCGAGAAAGUCAAAGACAAGGAAGAUGGCUUCUUCCUCAGGUUCAUUCGAGCCCGGAAGUUUGAUGUGAGCAGAGCCUAUGAACUCCUGAAAGGAUAUGUAAACUUCCGGCAGCAGUACCCAGAACUCUUUGAGCACCUGACACCCGAGGCGGUGAGGAGCACUAUCGAGGCCGGAUAUCCAGGAAUCUUGACCAGCAGAGAUAAGCACGGCAGAGUUAUCCUCCUCUUUAACAUUGAAAAUUGGGACUAUGAAGAGAUCACCUUUGAUGAGAUCCUGCGAGCUUACUGCAUUAUACUGGAGAACUUGCUGGAAAAUGAGGAGACUCAGAUCAAUGGCUUCUGCAUUAUUGAGAAUUUCAAAGGAUUCACCGUGCAGCAAGCAUCAGGCAUAAAGCCAUCCGAGCUGAAGAAAAUGGUGGACAUGCUACAGGACUCGUUCCCAGCCAGAUUUAAGGCUGUGCACUUUAUCCAUCAGCCCUGGUACUUCACUACCACAUACAAUGUUGUGAAACCUUUCCUGAAGAGCAAGCUACUGGAGAGGGUGUUUGUGCACGGAGACGACCUGGAAGGCUUUUACAAAGAAAUCGAUGCUGACAUCUUGCCAGCAGACUUCGGAGGGAAUCUGCCAAAAUAUGACGGAAAGAUUAUCGCUGAGGAACUUUUUGGGCCACGCAAUGAAUCAGAAGACACGGCUCUUUAAAGUGAAAUGUAUGUUUUAAUCCCAUGGUUGCUUAGUUCUAGCUCCGUCAAUGUUAAUUAAGCCCUUACUAUUCCCUCCUAGAUGUAUAUACAGUAUCUAUUUUUUUGUAAGAAUGCGUCCUUCCGCUCUUUGUCCUGUGAUAUACAAUGCACAGCCAAACAGUACGGCUAUAAUAAUACAUUACUAUAGAGAAAUUAUAUUUUGUAUUAGGGGGUAGUUAUAUCUUUCAGCAUUUCCUAUAGACCAAUUUAAUCAGACUUGCAAACCCUAUGCCCACCCAGACUAGCCCACUUUUAACCUUAUUCCACCCCUACCAGUAAACCAGGGAAUUAGGGACUGCAAUGGAAAUGUGGGGCAGCUGGCAGGUAUGAUGAGUUCUAAACAUUAAGGGGCCCGUUCAUGAAACUAUUCAUAAUGGUGAUUAAAUACACCAAACAUGGACUUCUAAUCCUCAGGCAUCACCAUGUAAAAAAACAAUGUAUUUGUCAAGCUGUUUCUGCAUAAGAUUUUGGCAUCAAAACCAAUGGCGAUGGGUUACAACAUAAAAUAAUGGCUUAUAAUAAUGGGGCUAAAGAUGGUGAUUGGGAGGCAUAAAAGACAAGGCACUCAUUUUUUUACCCUUUCUCCAGUGGAAAUAAUAUUAUACAGCAUUAUAAAUAAGCCCCGAAGUGUCGCAAUCAAGGAUGUCCUUAUAUAGAUCCUAUGGUUCUCCAGCAGGGUCUCUGACUUAAGUGUAAUUUCAAUAUUUGCUUUCAAAUCUAAUCUUCUUACUCAAGGUUUGGGGAUCAGUGGGCCACUACAGCAGACUCCUUUUUUGCAUAAAACAGAAAUGUCUACCUCUGGGAUAUUACAUCAAAAUGAUCGUCAUCCACCCAACAGCUGGAUAAUGGAUAUGACAGUUGUACUUGAUCUCAGUACAUCCCUGGUAUAAAAUAAUCUAAGGGAAACAUUAGCCAUGAUACAUACAGUGUUGCUCAAACAAUUUAUUCUACAGGUCUUACAAAUAUUUUUAUUUAGUCAUGAACUGGAAUAAAAGUAUUAUAUUCAA